This is a messenger RNA of Myodes glareolus (Bank vole), 10674 nucleotides long. It is a transcript of the gene Ptpn4, whose product is annotated as protein tyrosine phosphatase non-receptor type 4. Gene Ontology annotation, cellular component: cytoplasmic side of plasma membrane; cytoplasm; cytoskeleton. Lineage: Eukaryota; Metazoa; Chordata; Mammalia; Rodentia; Cricetidae. Gene Ontology annotation, molecular function: cytoskeletal protein binding; protein tyrosine phosphatase activity. Gene Ontology annotation, biological process: protein dephosphorylation. The record is from RefSeq and is a predicted model, not a curated record.
GCGCUGAGGGGUGAGCACCCCGACGCGGACCACGCGCCUCUUUCCCCCGGCUGUGAGCCCGGGGCCUCCUGGCUUUUUGUCUUUGCGUUUUCUUUUUUUCUUUUUCUCCAGCCGAGAAGACGCGGCUGUGAUAACGAAGAUCUUGUGUGGACAGUAAUGACCGCACGUUUCCGAUUGCCUUCUGGCAGAACCUACAAUGUUCGAGCAUCAGAGUUGGCCCGAGACAGACAGCAUACAGAGGUGGUUUGCAACAUUCUUCUUUUGGAUAACACUGUGCAGGCUUUCCGAGUUAAUAAACAUGAUCAGGGGCAAGUUUUGUUGGAUAUAGUCUUCAAGCAUCUUGAUUUGACUGAGCGAGACUAUUUUGGUUUACAGUUGGCUGAUGAUUCCACAGAUAACCCAAGGUGGCUGGAUCCAAACAAACCAAUAAGGAAGCAGCUAAAGAGAGGAUCUCCUUACAGUUUGAAUUUCAGAGUCAAAUUCUUUGUAAGUGAUCCCAACAAGUUACAAGAAGAAUAUACAAGGUAUCAGUAUUUUUUGCAAAUUAAGCAAGACAUUCUUACUGGAAGAUUGUCCUGUCCUUAUAAUACUGCUGCCCUUUUAGCUUCAUUUGCUGUUCAGUCUGAACUUGGAGACUACAAUCAGUCAGAAAAUUUGCCAGGCUACCUCUCAGAUUAUUCUUUCAUUCCCAGUCAACCUCAAGAUUUUGAAAAAGAAAUUACAAAGUUACAUCAGCAGCAUAUUGGCUUAUCUCCUGCAGAAGCAGAAUUUAAUUACCUAAACACAGCACGUACCUUAGAACUCUAUGGAGUUGAAUUCCACUAUGCAAGGGAUCAAAGUAACAAUGAAAUCAUGAUUGGAGUGAUGUCAGGAGGAAUUCUGAUUUACAAGAACAGGAUGCGAAUGAAUACUUUUCCAUGGUUGAAGAUUGUAAAAAUUUCUUUUAAAUGCAAACAAUUUUUUAUUCAACUUAGAAAAGAAUUGCAUGAAUCUAGAGAAACAUUGCUGGGAUUUAAUAUGGUGAAUUACAGAGCUUGUAAAAACUUGUGGAAAGCAUGUGUGGAACAUCAUACAUUCUUCCGCCUGGAUAGACCACUUCCACCUCAAAAGAAUUUUUUUGCUCAUUAUUUUACCCUGGGUUCCAAAUUCCGGUACUGUGGGAGAACAGAAGUCCAGUCAGUUCAAUAUGGCAAAGAAAAGGCAAAUAAAGACAGGGUAUUUGCAAGAUCUCCAAGUAAGCCUUUGGCACGGAAAUUAAUGGAUUGGGAAGUAGUCAGCAGAAAUUCGUUGUCUGAUGACAGGUUAGAAACACAAAGCCUCCCAUCCCGGUCUCCACCUGGAACUCCCAAUCAUCGGAGUUCUGCAUUCCCACAAGAAGGGACCCGGGUCCGGCCAUCUUCUGUUGGGCAUUUGGUAGACCAUGUGGUUCACACAUCCCCCAGUGAUGGUUUUGUAAAUCAGAGAUCUCCAUCAUCAACGCAAGCUAAUAGCAUAGUUCUGGAAUCAUCACCAUCACAAGAAACUCCUGAAGAUGGGCAGCCUCCAGCUUUACCACCCAAACAAUCUAAAAAAAACAGUUGGAACCAAAUUAAUUUUUCCCACUCUCAGCAAGAUCUAGUCAACCAUACUAAUGAAACCUUUGAUAUGCCCUGUUCCCCUGAAAAGUCCACUCCUAAUGGUGGCAUUCCACAUGAUAAUCUUGUUCUAAUCAAAAUGAAACCUGAUGAAAAUGGAAGGUUUGGAUUCAAUGUAAAGGGAGGAUAUGAUCAGAAGAUGCCUGUAAUUGUGUCCCGUGUAGCACCAGGAACACCUGCUGACCUCUGUGUCCCUCGAUUGAAUGAAGGGGACCAAGUGGUACUGAUUAAUGGUCGGGACAUUGCAGAACAUACCCAUGAUCAAGUAGUCUUGUUUAUUAAAGCCAGCUGUGAGAGACAUUCUGGGGAGCUCGUGCUUCUAGUUCGACCUAAUGCUGUAUAUGAUGUAGUGGAAGAAAAAUUAGAAAGCGAGCCUGACUUCCAGUAUAUUCCUGAGAAAGCCCCACUAGAUAGUGUCCAUCAAGAUGACCAUUCCCUGCGGGAGUCAAUGAUACAGCUAGCUGAGGGGCUUAUUACUGGAACAGUACUGGCACAGUUUGAUCAAUUGUAUCGGAAAAAACCUGGAAUGACAAUGUCUUGUGCCAAAUUACCUCAGAACAUUUCCAAAAAUAGAUACAGAGAUAUUUCGCCUUAUGAUGCUACACGGGUCCUUUUAAAAGGUAAUGAAGACUACAUCAAUGCAAACUAUAUAAAUAUGGAAAUUCCUUCUUCAAGUAUUAUAAAUCAGUACAUUGCUUGUCAAGGGCCAUUACCACACACUUGCAAAGAUUUUUGGCAAAUGACUUGGGAACAAGGCUCCUCCAUGGUUGUAAUGUUGACCACACAAGUUGAACGUGGCAGAGUUAAAUGUCACCAGUAUUGGCCAGAACCCACAGGAAGCUCAUCCUAUGGAUGCUAUCAAGUCACCUGCCACUCUGAAGAAGGAAACCCUGCCUAUAUCUUCAGGAAGAUGACACUAUUCAACCAAGAGAAAAAUGAGAGUCGUCAACUCACUCAGAUUCAGUACACAGCCUGGCCUGACCAUGGAGUACCUGAUGAUUCAAGUGACUUUCUGGAUUUUGUUUGUCAUGUACGAAACAAGAGGGCUGGAAAAGAAGAGCCAAUUGUUGUUCAUUGCAGUGCUGGAAUUGGAAGGACUGGGGUUCUUAUUACUAUGGAAACUGCCAUGUGUCUCAUUGAAUGUAAUCAGCCAAUUUAUCCGCUAGAUAUUGUAAGAACAAUGAGAGAUCAAAGAGCCAUGAUGAUCCAGACACCUAGUCAAUACAGAUUUGUCUGUGAAGCUAUUUUGAAAGUAUAUGAAGAAGGCUUUGUUAAACCCUUAACAACAUCAUCAAAUAAAUAAGAAAACAAAAAGGUUGGGAUAAGUAUUGGGAAACUGAUUUUUGUUACGUUCACUGUGCCAUAAUACUGCUUACAGAAAAUGGCAUCUCACACAAAAAAAGUGAAGAACUCAAACAAACUUUGAAAACUUCAGCACUAUUGCACUUUAUGUUUAAAAAAGUCACUCAAAACCUAUAACUCACAUCUUUGACUAUUUUGUGCUUUGCUCUGAACAAAUAGUGAAAACUGAACAUGUUCAGGGUAAUUUGUGGAAUUUUGAGGCGGUGCCAUGCAGUCCCCUCUGGUAGAAUUGCCCCAGCAAGGCUCAGAAUUCUCGUCUCUGUUACAGACCUGUACCUUGAAAGCAAAAAGAAGUAAGCAUCAGGAGUCUGCUCUGGUCUUUCCAGUGGUUCAUGUACUUACUCUACUGAUUGCCAGACUUUAUUUUUCAAACGUUAGCAAUACCAUUCUCAACAUUAGCCAGUACACUGCCUGUGGAUGCAGCACAUCUUCCCUGACAUCCCAGUAGGGACCUGCUGUUGAGAAGAAAAGUGGAACUUGCUGUUCCCAGGAAAUGCUGCACAGUGUCCAUUUACCAGCAUCUUAUAGAAAUUAUAACUAUGAAUCUAUGGAGUUUCUUGGAUUUAAUAAUGUAACUUAUAUUUAUCAUAAAGUUGGCUUAUUCCAAAUCAUGUGACUUCACACUUUUGAUGUAAAGGAAUGCAUGCAUUGUGUCUUAACCCCUUAAGUGCCUUGAGAUAUCUUUGUUUAAUGAAAAGGCACUCAUUUGACCCCAUAGGAGGUAUAUAUACUGUACAUCAUUAUAGUUUUAUGAUUUUUUAAUAAGUUCACAGUGUAAAAAAAAAGCUUAUGUUGAGAGUUAUACAAAGAAGUGUAAGGAGAUUGUUUUUACUCAGUGUUUGCUUGUACUUUGCUAUAAAAGCCAGAAUAUCUGUGUUCUGCUGAGAGUGCAUUCUGCUACUGUGGAAUUGUUCACAAUCUGUACAUUCCUUUACUGCGGAACAGGGCUUAAAGUUUAGCAACUUAACUUACAAAAAGGGUUUAUUCUUCAAAUUUCAUAUUUACUUUAUCCCUAACUUAAAAAGUGAUGUUUAACUUGUAUAUUAAAGAUAAACAUAUUAACACUCUAAGCUACAAUUACAAAGUUAAUUAGUUUGGGUUUGUUCCUGUCUAUAACAGAAGUGUUACCCUCCAGUACUCAUUCUGGUUCAUAUCAGGCUGUCUUCAAACUGGUCUUUCUUUUUAGUUUUUGUUGGGUUUUGUGGUUUUGUUUUGUGGUUUUGUUUGGUUUGGUUUUAGUUUUUCAAGACAGCGUUUCUCUUUAUAACAGUCGUAGAACUUGCUGUAUAAACCAGGUUGACCUUGAACUCACAGAGAUCUGUCUCCCUCUGCCUCCUGAGUGCUGGGAUUAAAGGUGUGCCUCACCACCACAUGGCCACACUGGUCUUUUUAUUGGAAUUCUUCAAACAAAGAGUUAAAUACUAUUGACUUCUUCUAAAUGUGACCCCCACCAAAAAAAUAGUAAAAUGCAGGUUUUGUCAUUUUGGUAUACAGUUUUAUUAUCUAGUUUAUAUUUAUAAAUGCUUAUUAAAUUAUAAGCAUGUUUAGUGAGGUUUUUGAUUGUCCAUCUUGACUGAAGAUCCAACUCUCAUUACAGAUGUGUAUAUUUUCCUUGUCAGCUUCAUUUGUUUUUAAAUCUAUGGAGAUAGAUCUUUAAUAUUGCCCAAUUUAAUAUGAGAAUUUGCUCACCUAUUUGAAUGUUAUUUUAUAUGGAUAUAGUUAAAGUUGGCACAUUUGCUAGUGGUUUCAGAAUAUUUCUGUAGUCUUGGUAAAACAUAGGUUCCAAUAAAUAUUUUGGACUGCUAUUUAGUUUGGAGGGGUGACAUACUUUGAAGAAUCUUUAAUAAAAUCUAAAUUAUCAUUUCUCAUAUUCAGAAUUCAUAAUAGUAAAAUUCAGAAAGAAGUUAAGCUUCUAAACAGUAAUGGCCAGGGUACCAUUGUCACUUAGAAAUACUAUUUGUCUUAUUUUUUUAAAGAGGCAUAAACAUAAUCUUUAUGUCAAACAGAAGUCCUCCUAUUUUGAUUUUACAUGCAAGACAAUUUGAGCUCGUCAGUCAUUACACUCAAACAUUCCAUUCUCUACCAGAGGCAAAUAUAAUUUAGGCUAAUAGGAUAUCAUUACAAGUUAAAAAGGGAAAUCAACUUGGAGAUCUAUACAUUAUAGAGCUACUUUAUUUCAUUGAUGGAUUUUAGUCUAAAUUUUAAAUGUCUGUCCUUUCCAUGUGGAUAGACUGUGACAACCAUAGGCAAAAAGAGAAAACUUGUGUAGAAAAUAGAAGGCAAUGUCAUGAUUCACAAUGUUAUGAUUCACUCACUCUUUAAUGGAAAGCUUUGUUCAUACCUCUGUAGUUAACGCUGAUGUUGGCAAUGAGCAUUGCUGCCAUUUAAGUCAUUGAUGUUUGCCGUUAAGUGACAAGUGUAGAAUUAAAUUUUUAUUUCUCAUCUGAGAACUGUCCUUUAUCAUUAUUUUACAUGUGAAAACACCCCUUUUAGAACAUUUGUUAGGAUCUUAAGCUAAAAUAACCCUUCACCAAUUGUUAAUAUGGAUAUGCUAAUUAAACUUCCUUAGUUAUCUAGCAUAGAGCACUGUCCUUUAUACCUAAGCAUUUAAUCAGUUUACUAAUCAAAAUAGAUUUCUAGAAAUAAUGCUAGUUUUCAUACGUAAGUAGUGCUAGACUUCAUACAUACUGGUGUAAUAUUGUGUGACAAAAAAAAUCCUGAAUUAAACUACUUUCCCAUUUCACUACCACACACUGACAAACUCAAGAAAGAAUGCAUUUAUUCUGACAAGUGAAAAUCAAUAUUGAUGGGUCGGGGGCUUUUGUACAUGCUAAAAAGUAAAUGUGAAAAUUUCCCUCUCUGAGUUCAGGUGAUUUUUCUGUGCUUAUUUAAAGUGUUUUAUUGAGUGUCUGGUUUUCAUCUGUACUGCCUAGAUACUCUGUAAUAAUAAUUUGGAAGAGACUAGCAUUUACAAAAAGAAUAGGUUGUACUUGUUAAACUAAUCCAUCCAUUCAAAAAUGAGGCAGAAUACAGCCCAAGAAAAACUUUUGUGUAGCCUUCUGGGGUAAGUAGUUGGGAAAGGGCAAUGAUUAGCCAUUUUGACCUAAGAAUAAGGGUAACAUUGUAUGAAAACUGACUAAAAUGCACAAAGUUAUGCUGAGCCUUUAAGACAGUUACUUGAAGGUUUUAGGUACUAUUGUACAUGCCUUCAUAGAAAAAUGUCAGUGCGUUGUUUGCAUGUGUAUUUCACAAAGACGUGUACACGGAUGGAAUGGACUUUAAACCAUGGGUUGUUUAUAUCGCUUGGCAGGUCUGAUCAAAUCUACUUUGUUAUUUGAGCAAAAAAAUCUCUUGUAUCACUAGAAGUGGUACUACAACUUGAAAGCUAUAAGAAGUUGAAAGACUUGUGUCUAGUUUCUACUUCCUUAUGAUAGGAAGAACUAGAGGCUCAGCAAUUAAUUUAACAGAACUGGUCAACUUCACGUUUUCUAAUUCUCAAUCUAGUGUUGCUGUAUUAGACUAGAAGUUCAAUAAAAUGUAAAUUUUAUCUAUUUCUUCCUGGGAAGCACGGUCAGUGUUUUCCCUUUGAAUCUUUGACACCUUAGAAGUUUGAUAUUAGACUUCAAAAGUGAUGCCAAUUAGGAAUUGGGCCGAGUUUGCUAGUUGUGCUUCCCUAACAGAUGAACUUAAGCUGUUGUGAACUAGUUAGGCUGAUACACAUAGGCAAGCUGACCUGCAAGUAGAAAGUCAGUUUUAAAGCACUUAGCACAUAGAACUGAGAUUUAGAACUUAUAUCUACUUACAAAAUAAUUUAUAUUCAUAAUGUGAACAUGUGAUAAAAUUGAAGUAUGGCUUAUCAGGAAGAGAGAAGGAAACAUGAAUUUAUAGCAAUGUGCUAUCUAGUGUCUGUGUUUUGAAUAUUAAAAAUAUUCUGAUGGUAAAAUUGCCAAAGUAGUUUUGAAUUCAUGUAAGUUGUUUAUACCACAACAUUGUGGGAUAUGUUUACAGGCUCUUCAUAGUACUUACUUUGUAGUUCUGAUGAAUUUGUAUUUAAGUCAUUUAUAGUAAAUAUAUGAUGAUAAAUAUUUGCUGGAAUAAACAUCUCAGUAAUAUAGCAAAUCAUACCUAAUAGAUCCCACAGUCUGCUUUCAUACAGGGUGCUGCAUCCACAAAGCAAGUACUUUGUGUUAACAUUGCUCAUGUCCCACAUUUGCACCAACCAUCCAACUGCCAUUCCUGGAACCAUUUGUGGUGCUUCCUCCAAGUAAAACAGCUGUGUUAUUAUAAUUCAGUGGAUUGAAUUUAUUAAAUAUUAGAAUUACUGAUCAGUUGACAGAUAUUCACUUGUGUCUCAGUGUGAUCACAAACUAGUGACUUUUAUGAAAUUCUUAGAGAAUUAUUAUACACAUAAAAGAAAUUUGCAUAAUAUUAAAACUUUUUGAGGGCUAAUUACUUAUAGAUAUUUUCAUCAAUUUUAAGAGUAUAAGAAAUCAGUUCCAAAAUUAUUUGUUUUGGGUUCUGCUUUUACCAUAAUUCUUAUUUUUCAUGGAUUUCAUUUUCUCUUAGUAGCAGUUCUUAUAAUAAACUUCUCUAUGUUAACAGAAACAACAACUCAUGUGUUCCAGCCCAUACUGCUUUAUUUUCAUCCCCUAAGUAAAUUUGUUUUGAGUAGAUACCGUAAAGUUACUUUCUGUUUUCAUAUAUAAAUGUGUUGCUGCUUAUUUUCUGUUUUUGUGCUUCAGUAUACUAUUUUUCUAAAAUCAUUGUUUAGUUUUUAGUCCUUCGAAGCUAAAUGGUCAGUCAUUAGUCAUAGCUGCUUGACAGCAAUUUAUCUAUAUGAACUAGGUAUGGUUCCAUACAUAAUCAAAUAAGCCAGUAGUACUUUUUAUUUGCAGAAGGUUAUUAGCAAUAUUGCAAGGUAAAAACUACGCUGUUAAGGAAGAGUUCUAAUGUUUAACUUCCUGGAGCCUUGCAAACUUUCCAGUAUAAGGAUGAAAAAGAAAACCUUGCUAAGGUCAUAAAAGUUUCAAGUAAACAUUGUAGAGUUUUCCUAUUAUUAUGUAAAUUAUAUACAGAAAAUAUUUUUCUAUGAACAGAAGGUUAAAACUGUUAACUCUAAUUUCAUUGUUUAAAAGGGAUAAAACGAUGUUUGUAUGUCUUUCAUGCUGUAAAGAAAAUGAAUGUAUCUUUCAAACAUUAGAGUUAUUACUUGGUUCUAAGUAUAUGUGUUUGUUUAAAAAGAGAGAAUGAGAAAUCUGCAAAGGAGUAAAAAUAGUGUCAUAAGUCAUUAGGUAAAACGCAGUGUUGGAAAAAAUGGAAUUUGGUUGCGAAUGGUCACUGUCAAAGCAUAUUUCACACAUAGUGUACAUUCAUUCCAUAUUACUUUGUUUUUGGCUCUGGAAGUUUUUCUUAAAAAUUGUAUAUACUAUUUUGAGUGUAAAGUAUUUUAAUUCUACACUGGUGGGGUGUGGAAGAAUAUGUGUUAGGCUAAGUGUGCUGCUGCAUGUGUCUACCAUGGAGGAAAGUUCCCAAGUUUUGUCAGUGUCGCAGCCACCAAAGGGGGCAUCAUUGUAAGAAUGUGAAGAAUGUGAAGCUAGACACCCAUGCCUAAGAGCCACUGCAGAAAUUAUGUGCAGAGGCCUCUGACCCUGAUGAUGAGUUUCCCUGUUUGUCUUUAGUGACAUGGAUAGUAAGACCACUGGGCCCAACCCUUGUGACAUCUAACAGUGGUGGCUUAUACAGCUUACACGUUUAUUCAGCUAAGUGAAAACUCUUUACUUUAAACCAGUGCCUGUAGGCAUAAUUAAUUCAUUAAAUAGCUCCUUUAAAAUCUUGUAAUUAUCAAUUAUUAAACUUUAUGAAAUUGGGAAUUCAUUGUUUUAAUGUUUUCUAAACCUCCAUAAUGAUUUUUAACUCAUCAUGAUGUACCCUGAAUAACCUAAAAGUAAUCCAAGGUUAGUGUCAGAUUUCCUCAACCUCAGAGUUAUAAAAUUUGGCACUACUAAUUCUGGUAACUUAUAAGUCACAUUGUUAAGUAAAGUUGCUGCCAGGGAUCAUCAAGGAAAUAGCUUUCUUCAAAUAGUUGCUGCUUUGUGGUGUCCCUAGAUCUACUAUAUUUCAUAGCAUCCACAAUUGUCAUAAUUGGGCCUAUUUUACCUUUUUUAAAUAUUUGUUUUCUAUUCUUAAAUUAUAGUAUUCCAUUUAUUUGCCUUCCUGGGCAAGGAUGUUUCAACCCAGCUUUGUGAUAUUUCUGGAUUCAUCUUUCCCAAUCUUUCAGUGAGUUAGCAAGACUCCUCAUUCCUGAAUCCUGUAGAGUAGGUAAUAUGUAAGUGCUAAAAUUGAUUUUAAAUAGCACUUUAUUUUAUGCUUACUACUGACUUAAUUUAUACAGUAAAAAUAUCUAUUCUAGGAGUUUUGUAAAUACAGAAAAAAUUGGUUAGUAUUAGAGUUUAUUAGAUUGACUCCAAGUUUAAAUGCUUUAUAAUGAUCUCUUUAUAGCUUCUUUGAUAUUUAAGAGGUAACAUAUGUGACAUUAGCUCUGUGAUUUUUUUUUCCUGCAAUUUGUAUAAUACAAUAGAGGCUGCUUAGCUGACUGUGUUGCUGGACUCAGUUCUCUCAGCUAGCUUUAGCGAAGUUUGGUUUACUAUAAUUGUUUCUGCUCUGCAUUUUGUGAACAUCACAUGAAUACUUGGAAAUUUGUUUGUUCUCAAUGUAGUACCUAGAUGUUAAGUAGAUACUGCACCACAAGUAUGUAGUUUAUAUAGAAGACAAAGGGCAGAAUUUAUGAUACUGUACAGUUUAUAUUAAGCUGUUUUCAUAUUCUGCCAAAACAGUAUAUCUGCUGUAAAAAAAAUAAAAGUUGUCUACCCCAGUGUUCUUCAGCAUCAGAACAUACCACUUAUGAACUAUGCUGUAAUCUUUUCAGAUAAGAAAAGCUAGUCCUUGUUUUCUACAGUGUAUGUUUAACUUUAGGACUGAUAGUUCACACUUAUCAGUACUAUUUCUAAACUGUAGUUUUAAAAUUAUUUCUAUGUAGAGGGUAUUUUGAUUUGGGAACUUUCUUUCCUUGUAAUAGGUGCUAUAUGUAAAAUGGAGUGAGAAGUUUGCUUGGUUAAAAGUCUACUUUAUUUCCUUAUUAAAAUAUUUUUCAUUUGUUUCCAUUUGUUUUGUGCUGAACGAAUAGCAGAAUGGAAUUAGUCCCUUAAUGUUAUAAAGUACCUUUUCUCCUAGUUGUACAAGAAUAUCUCCGUAUGGUGUGGUCUCAUGAUCAAGAAGCAAAGAGGCUAAGAAUCAAAACUUAAAUGCAUUUAAGAAUCAGAAACUUAAAUGAAUUUGAUCAACACUGGGUUUUUUGAAAUGAUCACUGUGCAUUUGUUUACUGCGGUUUACCAUGUGUUUCAAAGACCUUGUGUGUUUAUCUUAAUUUCAGUGAAAAUUAGAAUUCUGCCUUUAUGUUUUUAAACAAUCUACACAAACCAACAGUGAACAGGAUAAAAAUGUUGUUUUGCAUUGAAACUGUUUUAAUCCUAACAUCAAUUUAUGUUAUGUGAAAUGCUAUUCCACAUAUUUUGUUGGGCAUAUUUCAUUUUGAUUGAGUAGUUGUUCAGAUACAAAUGUGAAAAACACCUCUAGCUGUUAAUGUUCAAUUGAAAAAUAAAGGUGUGCUUUAGUAAUCUAA